GUUAUUUUGCCUGUGUUACGUGUUACCUGGUACAGAAGAGAAGAUUGACCCAACUAGGCACAAGUAGUGGCUUCAGAGGUUUUACAUCAGUGAUACCCCCUACUUCGCUUGUUUUGAAACGAUGAAGAUGGAUGGAAUCUUGGAACACGCGUCUGAAAACUUGCAGCCCGAAGGCAAGGACACGCCAGGCCGUGCCAAGCUGCGUUCCUGGCUGAACCGAAUGCUGCAAAUUGAAAUGACAGACGGACGCAUUCUGGUUGGCUCCUUCUUGUGCACUGACAGAGACGCCAAUGUGAUUCUGGGCAAUUGUUGCGAGUAUCUGGGCGGCGACGAGCAGACGGCGCAGGAAGACUCGAGGAUGCUCGGUUUGGUGAUGGUGCCCGGAAGACACAUCGUCAGCGUCCAGCUGGACGAAAUGCCAAAGCCGCAGAAUCAGUUUUUCUGCUCCAAAGAGGAGAUUGUUUAA
Molecule: messenger RNA, 466 nt
Organism: Cloeon dipterum
Lineage: Eukaryota; Metazoa; Arthropoda; Insecta; Ephemeroptera; Baetidae
Gene: Sbat
Product: LSMD1 domain-containing protein Sbat
Exons: 3
Coding region: 122-466 (114 amino acids)
Cellular component (GO): NatC complex
Molecular function (GO): RNA binding
Source: RefSeq, a predicted model, not a curated record